AUGGCUUCCAAUGAUCAACCACGCGAUAUGAGCAAGUGGCGGGAAGUACUCCUCGACCCCAAUGUCCAGUUCCCCGGUGAGUCGAGCGAAUACCGACGGGCACGCAACGACCUGUUAGAGCGUGAGGCAGAGCUCCGGCAGCUUAAUGAACUGGUUGCUUCCCAGCGCCGAGCACUUCCACCGGGUGGCCUGGUUAAAGAGGACUACGUCUUCGAGUCUGCGGGCGACGGGACUGAGGUGAGGCUCUCGGAGUUAUUCGCACCGGGUAAGAACUCGCUGGUCAUUUACAACAUGAUGUUCCCCCGCUGGCCUAAGGACCUGCGAGCGGGUGCCACAGGAGGUGAGACAGCCAAGCUGCCGCUUGCUGAGCAACCAUGUCCAUCGUGCACGUCAGUUGUUGAUGGGCUUGAGGGUGCUGCAUUGCACCUCGCUGAGCGCACCAAUCUUGUUGUGAUUGCAAAGGCAAGUCCCAAUCGACUCAGCACCUACGCACAAGAACGUGGCUGGCGCAACCUGAGGAACACAUUUAACCGCGACUAUCUCGCUGAAACACCAAGCGGUGUGCAGCGAGCAGUCCUGCAUGUGUUCUCGCGUAAUAAGGAUGAGAUCCGACACCACUGGACCAGCGAGAUGACAUUCAAGCGCGGGGACACCAGCUCUCUGGACCCAGUCUGGCCAAUCUUCGGUGUCCUCGACUUGACGCUUGAGGGACGUGGAGACAGCGCUACGUAUCCCAAGAUGCAGUACUAA
This is a messenger RNA of Aspergillus pseudoviridinutans, 750 nucleotides long. RefSeq lists its product as uncharacterized. The record is from RefSeq and is a predicted model, not a curated record. The transcript is spliced from 2 exons. Bases 1 to 750 code for a protein of 249 amino acids. NCBI's taxonomy places the organism in Eukaryota, Fungi, Ascomycota, Eurotiomycetes, Eurotiales, Aspergillaceae.